AUGACCCAAGGUGCAAACAACGGCCACCUUAACGGGUUGGCGUUGCCCCACGUCCGAAUACUUCCCCUUUCCUACGACAGCGAAGAUUCCCAGCAAUCCGCGACUCGUCUAAUCCUGACUGUUCGACCAGACUGGGCUUCCGACGACUCCAACAUCGAAUUUAUUCGCUUCACCGACGGCAUCACCAAUACCUUGCUAAAGGCGAUCAACAAGCGGAAGGGCUGGUCCAAGGAGGAUAUAGACAGGGAGGCUAUCCUCCUUCGAGCAUACGGCAAUGGAACCGCUGUCCUCAUCGACCGCGAGCGCGAGGCCCAGAACCACGAGCUUCUCAUGAAGUACGGACUGGCUCCCGAGCUUCUUGCCCGCUUCCAGAAUGGCAUGAUCUAUCGCUUCAUUAAGGGCAGCGUCACAUCCCCCGAGGACCUGAGGAAACCCGCCAUCUACAGGGCUGUCGCUAGUAGAUUGGCCCAGUGGCAUGCGACCGUGCCCUGCAUUACGCACCCGACGUCAGCGAACAGCCAUGUCGACGAGAACGGUGCAAACGGUGACCAAGACCCAGAUGCUAUCAUCGAGAACGCUGCACCUGGCAAGCCAGUGCCGAACCUGUGGACCGUAAUGCAGAAGUGGAUACUGGCGCUGCCUAUCAACACUCAAGUCCAAAGGGAGAGACAAGAGAAGCUCCAGAGGGAGCUGGAGUAUAUCGUGAAGGAGUUCAGUCAACGACCCGGCCUUGGUGCCGAUGGUCUCGUCUUUGCCCACUGCGACCUUUUGAGCGGAAACGUGAUUGUGCUGCCGAGCAGCCUGCCUGCGAAGGGCAGUAAGAAGGAAGCCACAGUGACGUUCAUUGACUACGAGUACGCCACGCCCUCCCCGGCAGCAUUCGACAUCGCCAAUCACUUCGCUGAGUGGGGUGGUUUCGACUGCGACUACAACGUGUUGCCCACCAAGUCCCAACGCCGAGAGUUCAUUGAGGAAUACGUCCGCUCAUACUUCAGGUGUUCCCAAGGUAAUACGGGAGUUGAUAUCGAGGCGGAGACCCGGAAACUCAACGACGAGGUUGACCUGUUCCGUGGCGUGCCGGGUUUCUACUGGGGCAUCUGGGCGCUGAUCCAAGCUGUCAUCUCGGAGAUUGACUUUGACUAUGCCUCGUAUGCGGAGACGCGUCUGUCUGAGUACUGGGCAUGGAAAGAGGAGAAGGAAGGCGACCGGGCGGCGGCCGGCAAAGAGAUGCCCCUGCGCGAGAGACGAUGGGAACAAAUGGAAUAA
This is a messenger RNA of Colletotrichum higginsianum IMI 349063, 1266 nucleotides long. Its product is annotated as Choline/ethanolamine kinase. Gene Ontology annotation, molecular function: ethanolamine kinase activity; choline kinase activity. The transcript is spliced from 2 exons. Bases 1 to 1266 code for a protein of 421 amino acids. Lineage: Eukaryota; Fungi; Ascomycota; Sordariomycetes; Glomerellales; Glomerellaceae. Gene Ontology annotation, biological process: phosphatidylethanolamine biosynthetic process; phosphatidylcholine biosynthetic process. Gene Ontology annotation, cellular component: cytoplasm. The record is from RefSeq and is a predicted model, not a curated record.